This is a messenger RNA of Neurospora tetraspora, 1887 nucleotides long. RefSeq lists its product as uncharacterized. Gene Ontology annotation, molecular function: cyclin-dependent protein serine/threonine kinase activator activity. The transcript is spliced from 3 exons. The coding region runs from base 370 to 1698 and encodes 442 amino acids. Gene Ontology annotation, biological process: regulation of transcription by RNA polymerase II; positive regulation of DNA-templated transcription, elongation. Gene Ontology annotation, cellular component: cyclin/CDK positive transcription elongation factor complex; nucleus. NCBI's taxonomy places the organism in Eukaryota, Fungi, Ascomycota, Sordariomycetes, Sordariales, Sordariaceae. The record is from RefSeq and is a predicted model, not a curated record.
CUCCAACCAGUGCUCACUGUGGACAGCGGCGCGCGCUGGAAGCAACCCCUCGGAAUUGGCGUCGCGAAACUUGUAACUCGAUUACCAUUUUCAUUCUUCUCAACAUCUUUCACCAUCUGCGCCCCAACCUCGAAACCAAGGCUGACUCUCGAGAUACAUUCUGUGAAUACACUCAUACAGAAGUUCCCCUUACAGUCGAAUCCCCCAUUCACGCGCCGACCUUCAACUGCUGAUCUCGAACCCCCAUCCUCCUCGCGACGUCAGAACGAUUCCCGAAUCCCGACAGGGCUGCGCUCCCAACGCAUGACGAAGGGCUCUAUGCCCAUUUCUUUCGACCAACUUUAGCCGACUCAACUGCCCACUUCCUCAAUGGCACCGAGCAUACCAACCGAGCCGGCCUCGAAGCGCAACGGCGUCAAUGACCAUGAAGUGGUCCCGAUAGGGCCUUCCCCGGGGCUUUCGUCCAACCCGCCACGCUACAUCUCGGAACAGACGCUGCAGCAGAUGCUAAAAAGCAUUGGCUAUGACGAGCAAAGAGAAGAUUCAUACAGACUCAAAGGCGUUCAGCUCAUUGAUAGCGUUCGACAAAGCAUCAGCCUCCCGGUCAAGACUUUCGAUACUGCAGCGACAUACUACCACAGGUUCAGGAUACGGUUUCCGAGCGCCGAGUACAACUACGAAGAUGUAGCUCUUGCGUCGUUAUUUGUUGCAUGCAAGGUGGAGGAUACGAUAAAGAAGUCCAAGGAUGUCCUAUGUGCGGCGCACAAUAUCAGGCAGCCCCACGAUCAAAGGACUCCGGAUGAUAAGAUGUUCGAUGGUCCAUCCAAGUUUACAGUGGGCCUCGAGCGUCAUAUCCUGGAGACCAUUGGUUUCGACUUCCAGGCUCAGUAUCCUCAAAAGUUGUUGAUCAAAUUGCUUCGGAAGAUGUUCCCAAAGGGCGAGAAAGGGGACAGUCCCGAGGUCAAGAGGUUCAUCAGCGACGCAUACGACAUGUCCAUCGAUCUUUACAAGACAUUUGCGCCCUUGAAGCAACCAAGCUUUCCUCUUGUGAUGGCAAUCCUUGAAAUAACAGUCCUCCUUACGGGAAUGGGUGGAGAUCAAAUCUCGCAGUUCUAUUCCGACCGGUAUCCGGCUAGGAAAGGCUGCAUCCUCGAGGUCAUGUUGGAUCUAAUGGAUCUCUACACACAAUUUGCAAAGUCCACCAAAGUCGGCAGCAGAUACGAUCUUAACAAGUUGAUGGGCGUUAAAAUUGACAUCAACAAGAUGCUAUCAGGAAAUCGGUACCACCGCCACUUUGCAUGGUGCGACAAGUGUGUCCAAGACAGCUCGGAUGCCCUUUCCGUCACGCCGGGUUCUGCGAUUUCGCCUGCGACUAACAGCUCGCUACCGGGAAAUAACACCGUCAAGCGGAAUGGCAAGUCGUCCGAAGGAACCUUGCGGUUUGUCUUCGACCAUGAAGAUGCCCGCUUCGAGCGGGAAACAGUGGCGGAAUAUUUUGACGACGUCUACGAGGAGAUCGAAGAGGAGGUCGAGGAAAGAAUCCCAGAUGAACCAAGGCACUCGAGCCGGAGUGCUCAUCACUCGCAUUCAUCACACCGCAAUCACACCGACCAUGGAUGGAGUCCUUAUUCGCGAAGUCGGCAUGGGGGCCACAACAGUGACCGACACAAGGGGCGUAAGAGUCACGGUUACUAUUGAUCACUGUUUUCUCUCUCUCUCUCUCUCCUUGUGGGUUAUGGGGCAUAUGGAUGUGCACGGUGUUUGUGAGGGUUUGUCUUUUACUUUGGUUACCAUAGAGUUCAGCGGCUAAGGAGUUUACGGCUACUUGAUGAUACCCAGUCUAUAGCACAUCCGGAAUGGAAAAUGGAAGUUGAUUGGACGCGUUCA